AUUGGUAAUCAAUUAUUGAUUUGCAGAAUCGGUGUGUGAAUAUGAUCGCCCACCUAUUUAAUGCUCCAGUUGGAGAUGAUGAGACUGCAAUUGGUGUUGGGACUGUGGGUUCAUCUGAGGCAAUAAUGCUGGCUGGUUUAGCUUUCAAAAGGAAGUGGCAGCAGAGGAGAAAAGCACAAGGAAAACCUUAUGAUAAGCCCAACAUAGUCACUGGAGCUAAUGUGCAGGUUUGCUGGGAGAAGUUUGCAAGAUACUUUGAGGUUGAACUGAAGGAGGUGAAGCUGAGAGAGGAAUACUAUAUCAUGGACCCAGUGCAAGCUGUUGAGUUGGUAGAUGAGAACACCAUUUGUGUUGCAGCCAUUCUGGGAUCAACCCUGACCGGGGAGUUUGAGAACGUGAAGCUUCUUAAUGAACUUCUGACGAAAAAGAAUGAGGAGACUGGCUGGGAGACUCCAAUUCAUGUUGAUGCUGCCAGCGGAGGAUUUAUUGCUCCUUUCCUAUACCCAGAACUUGAAUGGGAUUUCCGUUUGCCCCUGGUGAAGAGCAUCAAUGUCAGCGGCCACAAGUAUGGCCUUGUCUAUGCUGGCGUUGGCUGGGUUGUCUGGAGGACCAAAGAUGACCUACCAGAAGAACUCAUCUUUCAUAUCAACUAUCUUGGAACUGAUCAACCCACUUUUACCCUCAACUUCUCCAAAGGCUCUAGUCAAAUAAUUGCUCAAUAUUACCAGUUUAUACGGCUUGGCUUUGAGGGCUACAAGCACAUCAUGGAAAACUGCAUGGAGAGUACAAGAGUGCUGAGAGAAGGACUUGAAAAAAUGGGGCGGUUUAAUAUUGUCUCCAAGGAUGUUGGAGUUCCUCUGGUGGCCUUUUCUUUAAAGGACAGCAGUAAACACACCGUGUUCGAGGUAUCCGAGAACUUGAGAAGGUUUGGAUGGAUAAUUCCGGCCUACACAAUGCCUCCUAAUGCUGAGAAAAUCGCGGUUCUUCGAGUGGUGGUAAGGGAGGAUUUCAGCCGAAACUUGGCCGAGAGACUUCUCUCAAACAUUGAGCAAGUCUUGAAGGAAAUCGACACACUCCCAAGUCGCUUAUCGACCAAAGCUGCACAUGUUACUGCCACGAUCAACGAAACUCAAGAUGGGAAGCUUCCAAAAAAGAGUGAGACAGAGACUCUAGAGGAGGUCACCAGGCAAUGGAAGAGGUUUGUGGAUGGCAGAAGAACUGGAGCUUGCUGAACUUGUAAAACUUGCCUUACGGGGCCUUCGAAUUGCUGGUUGUAUUUUCUUGUGUGAUUGUCUGUACUGUACUCUAUGAUGCUUCUGCCACACUUUUGAAGUAACUAAAGGUUGUUUGCUUGCCUAUUUGGAGAAGGGUUAGCUCCUAUAUAUCUCUUAUAGGAAGCAUCAAAAGUAUAAUAAGUUUUAUGCAUGUAUUUUGUUCUCCAUACUUAAGAGCAAUUACAAAACAAUAUUAAGUUAUGACAAA
Pistacia vera is the source of this 1482-nucleotide messenger RNA. RefSeq names its product glutamate decarboxylase-like. Lineage: Eukaryota; Viridiplantae; Streptophyta; Magnoliopsida; Sapindales; Anacardiaceae. The transcript is spliced from 4 exons. Gene Ontology annotation, biological process: L-glutamate catabolic process. Gene Ontology annotation, cellular component: cytosol. Gene Ontology annotation, molecular function: pyridoxal phosphate binding; glutamate decarboxylase activity. The record is from RefSeq and is a predicted model, not a curated record. Bases 42 to 1232 code for a protein of 396 amino acids.